This is a messenger RNA of Venustampulla echinocandica, 2118 nucleotides long. RefSeq lists its product as uncharacterized. NCBI's taxonomy places the organism in Eukaryota, Fungi, Ascomycota, Leotiomycetes, Helotiales, Pleuroascaceae. Gene Ontology annotation, cellular component: cytosol. The coding region runs from base 1 to 2118 and encodes 705 amino acids. Gene Ontology annotation, molecular function: NADPH-hemoprotein reductase activity; flavin adenine dinucleotide binding; FMN binding. The transcript has 2 exons. The record is from RefSeq and is a predicted model, not a curated record.
AUGGCUCAGAAUCUCGCCAACACUCAACUUCAUUGGAGGCAGCAAGGCCUGACGAUUGACGACCUAGCCUGCACAUUGCUACUCCUUGUUGGAGGCUUUGUUUAUGUAUCUUACGGAACAAUAUGGGCGAAACCUGAUCCAUUUAAUUAUAAAUGGUUUGAACGCCCACAGCUGCAGUCAGAUAUAUCUAAGCCUCUGACACAAGAAACUCGUGAUAUUGGAGUCAAGACGAGAUCAGAUAGAGUCGAGCUGCUAAUCCUAUGGGGCUCGCAGUCCGGAACUGGGGAGGGCUUUGCCUCUCGUCUUGCUCGGGAAUGCAAGCAAGAAUUUCGUAAAAAGACCCUUGUUGCGGAUUUGGCAGACUACGACCCCAUGACCUUCGUUUCAAUUCCGAAUUCGGUCACAGUCGUUUUCUUGAUUGCCACUUACGGUGAAGGAAACCCAUCAGACAAUGCAGCAGCAUUUGCUGCGUGGAUCAAGUCGAACUCAUCCAAGGCAACGCCGGCUUCAGUCGAUAACCUCCGAUUUGCCGCCUUCGGACUUGGAAACUCCAAUUAUCAACACUACAACCAGGCGAUUCUAGAUAUCAGGAAUUGGCUGAUGAGAUGUGGGGCAACAGAACUCUUGCCUGUGGGCAUGGCCGAUGACUCGCAUGGGAAAACCGAGGAAGACUUCGUUGAAUGGAAGAAAUUACUGUUCGCAUUUUUCACGGAUACUUUAAAUUUCUCUAGUCAUCUAGACUAUGAGCAUAUGCCUUCAUACGAUGUCAGUUACCUGGACGAGGCUGCUGUAAAUGGUCUUGAGACGGGCAAUCCGACAGCGAUACAGAAACGACAUGGCAACAUGGAUAUCCGACCCUUACGGAUAAUUUCGACUCAGCAGCUAGUUUGCACAACGCAAAGAAGUUGUAUCCAUAUGGAAUUGGACUUGCGCGAGUUCCCAGAGCUUAAAUACAAGACUGGGGAUCACAUAGGGAUUUGGGCGUCGAAUCCUGACAACGAAGUUGAGCGACUUGUCAAGCUUUUGGGCCUGGAGCAAAAGCAGAAGCUUCCAAUAGCUAUAAGACAACUAGAUUCAGUGACAUCGGCGGCCAUUCCAACCCCAACUACCAUUCACGCUCUUCUCAGGUAUUAUCUUGAGAUCUGCGGACCUGUGUCCAGAGAUCUUGUUGCCUCACUCUCGCAAUUUGCGCCUACAUCUUCUGCGAAAUCAAAGCUAAGACACUGGGUAGAAGAUCAAGGUGAAUUCGCAAAUCUGCAAGCAAGCAGACAUCUGACACUCGGACGGGUGCUCGAGAUGUCAACAGAUGAACCCACCGUGUGGUCAAAUCUCAGCAUUUCUUUUCUUUUGGAACGGCUACCGUUGCUCCAGCCUCGAUACUACUCAAUAUCGUCGUCAUCAAUCGUUCAGCCGCGCCAGGUAUCUCUUACCGCCUCCGUAUCACGACGCUCUCUCUCUGGGGACCAGAUUGAACAGAUCCGCGGUCUAGCUAGCAACUACAUCCAUGCCCUCGACAACAGGUUGUCUCCAACCACUCUUUCCGCGUCGGCUGCCCCUGUGCAGUAUAAUCUUAACGGCUACAACGGUCAACUUGAAGGCAAACGAAUCUUUGCGCACAUUCGCCCUUCGAAGUUCAAGCUUCCAUUCUCAGCCUCGCGCCCCAUGAUAAUGGUGGCAGCAGGCACCGGCAUAGCGCCCUUCAGAGCAUUCAUACAGGAGCGCUGUCGCCUAGUGUCGAUCGGCAAAGGAGUUGGCACAAUGCUUCUAGUCUUUGGUUGUCGCAAUGUCGAAGAAGAGCUUUACAGGGAGGAGCUUAAGGAAUGGCAGCGCGUCCUGCAGGGUUCACUACUGAUUGUUCGCGCAUUUUCCCGAGCACCAGAAGAGACCAAGUGCUACGUCCAGCAUAGGGUCAAGGAGAACGUGGAACAAGUAGCGGAUCUCAUUAAAGAUUCCGGGGCAAACAUCUACAUCUGUGGCUCCGCUGCCAUGGGCCGAGAAGUGUCUGCCAUCAUUCGUAUUGCCCUUGCCCAGGCUUGCGGGUGGAGUGAUAGUGAAUUAGAAGAAUGGUCGAGGAAAGCAAAAGCGCAAUCCAAGUGGCAGGAAGACUUGUGGGGUUAG